Molecule: messenger RNA, 1185 nt
Organism: Amphimedon queenslandica
Lineage: Eukaryota; Metazoa; Porifera; Demospongiae; Haplosclerida; Niphatidae
Product: mitochondrial carrier homolog 2-like
Exons: 2
Coding region: 34-1101 (355 amino acids)
Source: RefSeq, a predicted model, not a curated record
CCGGUUUUGUUAAUUUUACACGUGUCACCAAAAAUGGCUGCCAAUGAAGAAGCCCGUACAACUGGAAAUUCUGCUUCACAAACCAAUAGAGAUGAGGAUUUUACAAAUUCUAUCAAUGUAGAUCUAUUCAACUCAGUCAUGGGCAAUCCUUUUGAUUAUAACCCAGCAGCCAAGAAGAAGUCAUUCCUGGAUCAUGCACUUGCUGCAGUGAUUAGUGUACCUAUUCAUCAUCCAAUUCGUCUUAUAUCCAACCUCAUUCAGUUUGGCUAUGAGCCAUAUCCUCCCACGAGGCACUAUAGCUUCCUUGUCCGUCAGCACCUCUAUUACUAUCCUGGCGUCUUUGGUUAUGCUCGUAAUAUCAUUAAAGAGAGAGGGUGGAGGGCAUUGUAUCGUGGAGUGGGGCCAGCAUUAGCGGAAGAAAUAGUUUUGGGAUUGGUUGGCGAUGCUGUGAAGCCGUUGGUCUAUUCAGUUGUUAGUUCUCUCCCUCUCUCUGAAGUUCCCGGGAACGACGACACCCCGGACACAAUUGAAAACGUCCAGUCUACUCGUGCGACCAUUGUUCGUGGUAUAAAGGGAUUCCUCUUGAUGUCAAUCUCUGGUUGUGUCAUAGAGGUUGCUGUUCGUCCUCUUCGUGUCAUCACACUGAGGACAAUAGCUCAGCACGUCGGGGAAGAGACUAUAUACAAUGGCUUCUUUGCAGCUGCAAAGGAGAUUUAUCGUAGUGAGGGCCUACGCGGUUUUUAUAAUGGGAUUGUUCCGGCUCUUUUGCACCACGUGAUGUCUGCACUGGUGUAUCAAGGAGUCUUCAUUGCUAUUGAAGAAAUUGUCCAUCUAUUAUCUGUAGGAGUUAUAGGAGGGAGCUUGGUCAUUUUGAAGGGACCCAUUGCUUCUUAUGUCACUCGUUCCUAUACUUAUCCAUUCUCCCUCAUCAGUAAUAUAUCAGCUAUCAAUAGUACCUCACUUGCAGUUACUAAGUAUGUCCCUUCUUUUGUUUCGUGGAGAGAAGGAUGGAGGCUCUUACGCUCAACUGGAGACUUAUAUCGUGGUACUUCCAUUUUGCUUCCUCGGUUUGCCCACAGUGAUUCAAGAAACAAACUAUGAUGAAUGAAAGAAGUUGACAUUAUUCAUUAAAAAUUUAGUCAUUUUUAUUUGUAAUUUGAUUUUGCUAGAGCAAGUUUAUGUUAA